AUGCUGCUAAGGGUAAUUGAGAUCAAGAAAACGGACAAGAAUAACGAUAGCGGAAAAUCUGGCAAUAUAGUGCAAACCGGUGGCAAUGGAUCUGGUUUGGCGAAUAUGGUGGCGCCUGGGACUGGAGGUGUAGUUCAUUUACCUCGAGAUGCUUUUGAAGCCAAUACUAAGGCUUAUUUUGACAACUUUCAUGCCAAGGACAAGGCACAAAUGUGA
Messenger RNA from Arabis nemorensis, 216 nucleotides. Lineage: Eukaryota; Viridiplantae; Streptophyta; Magnoliopsida; Brassicales; Brassicaceae. The record is from the annotation of a GenBank genome assembly.